AGCGCGCCGAGUAACGUAGCGACGGCGCCGGGGGUGGAGGCCUUGUUGGCGGUGGGGCCGGAAAUGGUACAGUUGUUGCUGUGCAGCUGGAUGUUGCUGAAUAGUGUUUCUAUGAGCUUGCUGUUCAAUCUCUCUGUCGUUCAGAAUGGCGAAGAACCCUAAUUUUCAGGAAGUUAGUCAUCUGCCUACAAGCUACAUCCACUGUCGAUCUUCAGAUAGCUUUACUGGCUAUCAGUAUCACCAUCCCUCCAAGAUGAGUAACAGCCACCCACUUCGUCCUUACACGGCUGUGGGUGAGAUUGACCACGUUCACAUUCUGUCGGAGCAUAUCGGCGCACUAAUGAAUGGGGAAGAAUACAGUGACGUUACUUUUAUUGUAGAAAAGAAACGUUUCCCAGCACACAGAGUGAUCCUGGCUGCUAGGUGCCAUUAUUUCAGGGCAUUGCUAUAUGGAGGAAUGAGAGAAUCUCAGCCUGAAGCAGAAAUACCUCUUCAGGACACUACUGCAGAAGCAUUUGGCAUGCUGUUGAAGUAUAUUUACACUGGUCGUGCUACACUACGAGAUGAGAAAGAGGAGGUUCUCCUAGACUUUCUAAGCCUAGCACAUAAAUAUGGGUUUCCAGAACUGGAGGAUUCCACGUCUGACUAUCUUUGCACAAUACUUAAUAUUCAGAAUGUCUGUAUGACAUUUGAUGUUGCCAGUCUUUAUUCCCUCCCCAAAUUAACUUGUAUGUGCUGUAUGUUCAUGGAUAGAAAUGCCCAAGAGGUGCUCUCCAGUGAAGGCUUCCUAUCACUUUCUAAGGCUGCUCUGUUAAGUAUUGUACUGAGGGACUCAUUUGCAGCUCCUGAGAAGGAUAUUUUCCAGGCUUUGAUGAAUUGGUGUAAACAUAACCCCAAGGAAAACCAUGCUGAAAUAAUGCAAGCUGUACGUUUGCCUCUAAUGAGUCUAACAGAACUACUGAAUGUUGUAAGACCUUCUGGAUUGCUGUCACCUGAUGCCAUCCUAGAUGCCAUUAAAAUUCGUUCAGAGAGUCGGGACAUGGAUCUCAACUACAGAGGCAUGUUAAUACCAGGGGAAAAUAUUGCAACGAUGAAGUAUGGAGCACAGGUAGUAAAAGGGGAGCUGAAAUCUGCAUUAUUAGAUGGGGAUACUCAGAACUAUGACUUGGAUCAUGGCUUCUCUCGACAUCCGAUUGAUGACGACUGCCGUUCUGGAAUUGAAAUCAAACUGGGCCAGCCAUCAAUAAUCAACCACAUCCGAAUACUCCUGUGGGACAGAGAUAGUCGGUCUUAUUCCUACUACAUUGAAGUGUCCAUGGAUGAGUUAGACUGGAUUCGGGUUAUCGAUCACUCUAAAUACCUCUGUCGUUCCUGGCAGAACCUGUAUUUUCCUGCCCGUGUCUGCAGGUACAUUCGAAUUGUUGGGACCCACAACACAGUGAACAAAGUUUUCCAUAUUGUGGCGUUUGAAUGCAUGUUUACGAACAAAACCUUUACUCUUGAAAAAGGUCUAAUAGUUCCCACUGAAAAUGUUGCAACAAUUGCAGAGUGUGCCAGUGUGAUUGAGGGUGUAAGUCGCAGUCGCAAUGCCCUGUUGAAUGGAGACAUAAAAAACUACGACUGGGACUCUGGGUACACAUGCCACCAGCUUGGGAGCGGAGCUAUUGUAGUACAGCUAGCGCAGCCCUACAUGAUUGGAUCAAUACGGUUGCUCCUUUGGGACUGUGAUGAUCGGAGCUACAGCUACUACAUUGAGGUUUCAACGAAUCAGCAGCAGUGGACUAUGGUAGCUGAUCGCACCAAAAUUUCCUGCAAAUCCUGGCAAACAAUCACUUUUGAUAAACAGCCUGCAUCUUUUAUCAGAAUAGUUGGAACUCACAACACAGCUAAUGAGGCACUUCAAGAACAAGUAGAAGUAAGAGUGUUUCACUGUGUGCAUUUUGAGUGCCCAGCACAGAACAGUACCCACAAGGAUGAAAAUAGUAAGGAAGUGGCAACAACGGAGUUGGGUGGACAACAGCUUGGUUCUCGCCCUGUUCGAGCUGCAAGCACUAGUUCCCUGCAUUCCCCUCCUGGAUCCACCUCGCGUUCCCAUACUCACCAACCAUAAAGGAGUCUGAAGGAGAACCUUCGCAGCCCCACUGACGUUAUAUGAAACUAUUCAGAACCUUCUUGUACUGGCCCCUUUGCUUUCAUUGUGAACAAAGGAGACCAUGUCUGAAAUCUGGAAAUGCUGAAAUGGAAAAGGCUUUUCCCAUGGAAAAGGCUGCUUCACUCUCCUCAAUUUGUUCAAAUCAGGCUGGUCUCCAAGGGGUGAAAAAAUCGGUCUUCAAUCUUCAUCAAGUACCCCAUUAACACCCUACCUCUCUAUUCUAACCAAGGCAACAAGAACGGAAGGAAAUAAAAGGCAGAGCUACAGUGGAAAUCUAAAAUGAUUUAAGCAGAAUGGAAGGCAUAUGAAAUAAGUAUUUGUUCCCUGAAGGCUUCCAUUAGCAAAGAAAAUGUUUAUGGAACACACUGGUCCAGAAUAUAUGUUGUUCUUUAAAGUUAUUCUUCAUUCAUGUUCCUUUGUAACUAGUAAUCUGUUUUCUAAAUUGUUUUGACUCUGUAUUCUAUUUUGUCUUUUAUUUUUGGUUGUUGCAAGUGCUGUGCAGUAGAUUAAGGAAGUAUCAAGCAUAUUUACCUGCUGAGAUGCAAAUUCCCUCAUUCAUCAGUGGAUGCUAUAUUAAUCUUGACCUUAUUUGUCUUUUCAAAGUACAAAAUUGUCAUUUCUUAUACUCAAAAAGGAAAUAAGUAAAUCGAGCAUCCACCUGGAAGCAAAACACCUUUUUUUUUCAC
Dryobates pubescens (Downy woodpecker) is the source of this 2838-nucleotide messenger RNA. RefSeq names its product BTB domain containing 9 (gene BTBD9). Bases 146 to 2110 code for a protein of 654 amino acids. The record is from RefSeq and is a predicted model, not a curated record. The transcript has 13 exons. NCBI's taxonomy places the organism in Eukaryota, Metazoa, Chordata, Aves, Piciformes, Picidae. Gene Ontology annotation, molecular function: protein binding. Gene Ontology annotation, biological process: circadian behavior; modulation of chemical synaptic transmission; adult locomotory behavior.